Messenger RNA from Anopheles maculipalpis, 1248 nucleotides. Its product is annotated as putative lysozyme-like protein. The transcript has a single exon. The record is from RefSeq and is a predicted model, not a curated record. Bases 1 to 1248 code for a protein of 415 amino acids. Lineage: Eukaryota; Metazoa; Arthropoda; Insecta; Diptera; Culicidae.
AUGUUGAAUUUAAACCAUAACUCUACUUGUUCAGUUUCUGUACCCGUAGGUGAAGCGAGCGACACCGAUGGAGGAGGCCCAUUAGUAGUUGGCGGCAUUGCACGAGCACCGGAAGAAGUUGAUAUCGUAAACGAGCCCGAUAAUGAAGGAGGGAAUGGUGGUGGUGUUGCUGCUGCUGCCGCUGUUGCCGCCGCUGCCACUGCAUUAGCCAUCACUACUACUACGACAACAUCCGACCACGUCGGCAGUAGUAGCAGUAGUACCGUAAACAUCAGUGGUGGCUCCCUACCUAACAGUGGUACGGUGGCGCCAGGCAAUAGUUUUGAGAGCAAAAGUGGCCCAAUGCAGCCGACUGGUGGUGGUGGGUGCUGCAAUAGUAGUAGCGCAAGUAGUAGUAGCAGCAGCAGCAGCAGUAGUAGUAGCAACAGCAGUGUUGGCGGUGUUAGCGGAGGCACCACCGAUAGUAAUGCUGCAGCAGCAGCAAUAGCGCUGGCACUGAACCAGCAGCAGACUAACAUAUCGGUUGGAUCGUCGGCUGCGGCAGCUGCAGCAGCAGUGGUAGCCUUCGUUGGUGGACCAUUGAUGGCCGAAUACAUCAAAAGCGAUGUAGGUGUGCCGUUUCCCUUAGCUGCUACACAACCUUCACCACCACCGUUGGGUAGCAGUAGUGUAACCGGAGGUGGUGGUGGAGGAAGUGGAGGAGAAGGACCUUCCCAUAAACAGCAGCUAGUGGCAUCGCUGAAGCUACAAUCUCAAACCUCCCAACCGUUAUCGAUGCAGCAUCAGCCGCAACCACAACCCCAGUCGGCACCGUUGCCGUUACUCUCACCGAAAUCGCCACCGAUCGAUGAGCAGCCGUGCGAUCUGCGAAUGUUAACGCCCGCUACCUACUUGCGCGAAUUUGCCAGCAGCGUCAAACCCGAAUCGUUUGCGGCCGCCGCAGCGACUGCAAUAAAGUUGGCCGCCUCGGCAAACACGGGGAGUGCGAGUACGGCGGCUGCGCUGCCUAUGCCCAUGUUUAAGGGCAUGACGACGCCCCCGCCCCCGAUGGCAGUGCCUUCGCCGAUCGUCGGCGGUACCUAUUCCUGUACCAGGUGUGGCAACUCGUACGCCCGGCCGCACAGCCUCAACCGGCACAUCCGCUUCGAGUGUGGGGUCGAGCCGAAGUUCGAAUGUCCGGUGUGUCACAAAAAAUCGAAGCACAAGCACAACCUUGUGCUGCAUAUGCGCACACAUCAGCAUCGAUGA